CAAACUAUUCUGGAUUGUCUUUCAGACUUUCAGUGUCAGUGCGUGAAUCUCUCUUUCUCUCUCUCUGAUGACCAGCCAUGAUCACCAUUCGAAAGAAGCUAGCUGAACAGGCUGCUCAGAGAGAAGAGAAGGAAGACAGAACUAGUGGAGGAAAAGAGCUAAAACGACGACAAUCUUUUCGGUCACAGAUACUGACUGCAGAGGCCAGUGAGUUAGGAGACGUCCUACCAAAAUCCUGUACUCUCAAAUUUGACAAUCCUGAUAAUCUUAGACAGUUUCAAAUUGUAAUAGAGCCGGAUGAAGGCUAUUGGAAGAAUGGACGUUUCACAUUUGAAGUGACUGUACCUCCCGAAUACAAUAUUAAACCACCUUCAGUGAUAUGUCUAACAAGACUAUGGCAUCCAAACAUUAAUGAAACAGGCGACGUGUGCUUAAGUAUUUUAAGAGAGACUUCCAUUGAUGGCACUGGUUGGUCACCAGCAAGAAGACUAAAGGAUGUGGUAUUAGGAUUGAACUCACUCUUUUCAGAUCUUCUCAACUUUGAUGAUCCACUUAACUUAGAAGCAGCAAAGCAUUAUCAGAAGGACAAAGUAUCUUUUGCAAGAAAAGUACAGCAGUUUGUCCAUCUUUAUGCAAACUAAGAAUGUCAUCGAUGAUGAUUAUUAUUAUAUCUCACAGAAUAACUUCUCAUUGUGUUUAUACAUUAUGUUCAUUUAUUAAUUUUAUUUGUGUUCUGUAAUGAGUCACAUGCAUUA
Amphimedon queenslandica is the source of this 755-nucleotide messenger RNA. RefSeq names its product NEDD8-conjugating enzyme UBE2F-like. The record is from RefSeq and is a predicted model, not a curated record. The transcript has 8 exons. NCBI's taxonomy places the organism in Eukaryota, Metazoa, Porifera, Demospongiae, Haplosclerida, Niphatidae. The coding region runs from base 78 to 641 and encodes 187 amino acids.